AUGACCACCUUCAUUCCCAGCAUCACGCUGCCAGCAGCCUUGUUUGCCAACCCGGCAGCAUCCAUCUUGUUCCCAAUCGCUCUGGGCACAGCUGUUGGCUACUCCGUGAGCCCAAAGAAGUCCCAAAAGACGUACAUGGCUCUUAAGCAGCCACCUUACCGCCCUCCCCCAUACGUCUUUGGCCCAGCAUGGACCGUCCUUUACGGCCUAAUGGGCUUUUCUGCCUACCGCGCCUAUAGCACCGGCAUGUCGACUUUCGCAUCCGCUGAAAAGCAUCUCCUCACCAAACAAGGCGCCACCCUCUACACAAUCCAACUCGGCCUCAACCUCAUCUGGACACCUCUCUUCUUCUGGCUCAAGCGCCCAGUCGAGGCUACUGUCGAUAUUGUCGCUCUUACCGGAACGGUCAGCUACCUUGCAUACAUUUGGGGGCAGGUUGACCCAGUCGCUGGCUGGGCUCUGGCUCCAUACCUGGGAUGGUUGGGAUUCGCUACCUACCUUUCUGCUGGUGUUGGAUACUUGAACGACUGGAACUUGGCGGAUAAGGAGGUCCCAAUUACCCCUGAGGGAAAGGACACUAAGUUCGUUGACGAGAGCAAAGAGCCCUAG
Molecule: messenger RNA, 609 nt
Organism: Drepanopeziza brunnea f. sp. 'multigermtubi' MB_m1
Lineage: Eukaryota; Fungi; Ascomycota; Leotiomycetes; Helotiales; Drepanopezizaceae
Cellular component (GO): mitochondrial outer membrane
Source: RefSeq, a predicted model, not a curated record